AUGAACCCAACAAACUAUGUGAGUAAAUGUGAGGAGUAUUUGCAAAACAUCCCGUCUCGAAAGGUACCCGUUUCUUCGGCGGCGGCGGCGGCGGCGGUAGCGGAGGCGAGACGUCGUCCGUUAACUGCAGCCGGUCCGUCAUCCCGUAGGAUGACCCAAUCAACUUCGAUCGAACAGGAAAAACAGUCAAUCAAUAAUAAUAAUCCCGGAGGGGUUGUCGAUUCGUCGUCUUCCGUAGCAGGCCGGGGAAGACAAAGCCGGUUGAACGCUUCCACUAAUCCCGGGCUGGCGAGAAGAUCAGCAGUGGGUGCCACCGCCGGUAGAGCGGCAGAGAAGCAGCCGAGUUCCAAAUUUAUUCGAUCAUGUUGUCGCCAGCCACGACCGAGUGAAACCAUCUCCGGGGCUACUGGCAGUGGGAGAACUCCGCGGGAUAUUCACGGAAAGGAAAAAAUCGCCGAUAACGUCAAUCAGAUUGAAAGCAUCAAACCAGUAGCGGAAAGCGAUCCGGAUUAUGGUACAUCGAGCGUAGGCACGGAAAUGGUGCCGAGGCGCCCGGCUGAACGACUGAACGGGGUCACCGAGACCUGGGAUGGAAUACUGGCGGCGGGGUCGGUGUCGGUAACGGAUAAGCCCAACCAAAUUUCAAUACCCGCAGCAAGCGAUCAACCGGGUCCGACGCCAUUUCCAUCCAGCGGCACCACGGUAUUCUCAUCGUCGCGACCCACCAGCUCUAUAGCAACCGUUCCACCCCAACCGCGCCCAGCAGUGGCCACCGUGAUGGUUUCCCCACCGGUCCAGCAGAAUCAGUGCCCGUACCGAGCGGAGCAUAGCAAGGCAUCAAACCUGGAAGGGAUUAAUUUAUUCCGUUUCGAUCCACUGCGGACGCUUCAAUUUCUGUCGCUCGAGCUCAAGUCGAAGCUGAAGGAACUUUGUCCAGAACAGAAGAAGCUGUACAAAAUCUCCAAGGAGCUGCUGUACGCGGUUAAAAUACUGACGGAAAACUUGGGCGACGGACAAAAGAUGAGGAUGAAAUGCGGAAACUGCGAGAAGACCAACCCGGCUGUCCAGGAGGAGGCUAAGUUGGCGCCAGCUGAGGAACUCCAAAAAGCGCUAACUGAUCAGCAGCAUCUACAGAAGCAGCAUCAGAAGCAGAAAGAGCAUCUGGAAGGGGAAAUAAAGCGAUUGCAGGCAUUGAUAAAUGACAAACAAACGCUGGAAGGCGGUCUUAUCGCCGAUCUUAAUCGGAAGCUGUUGGAAAGUACCAGCCGCUGCCGUCGUCUCGAGCACGUCCGAAACGAAACUGAGAAACGGCUUCUGUACGCAACCCUCGAGAACGACCGGUUGAACUUUCUCCUAAACUCCCAAUCAUCAACCAUGACCAACCUGCGAAGCGAUUUCAGUGCCAUUCAAACCCUAGCCCACCAGCAAAUCGAUUUGCUGGAUCGAACCGAAAGUCCUCCUUCCGCUAAUGGCAUCGAGGAGACGAGCCGGAGGACCACUUGGCCAAAGGCGGCAGUAAACGCCAGCACCAAUAAUCACCAUCGCAAUUAUCGUCACCCUUCCGGCAGUAGUCCGCGCCCUCGGCCGAGCUGUUCCACCGUCACACAGGAAAAACUAGCAUAUGGAACCGCAAAUGCCAGGAAGCUACGGCACCAUUAUAGCUUUAAAAAUAUGGCAGAAAAAGAAAGUGACGACGGUAAUGAUGCUAACGACUCUAAACUACUGCACUCACCGGCAAACGGCGAAGGGCGUCCGCCGGCUUGCGAUAGAACCAUUCCCAGCGGUGGUGGUGGUGGUGCUGUUGAUGAUGGGAAACUCGACUCAAACGACUACCGCAGCCAGGAGCAUCAGGAAAGCGGCAGCGGUGAUAAUGCUGAUGCAUUCCAUCGGCAGUGGAGAAUGCUUCCAUAUCACCGGCGGAAUGGCGGUUUUUGUCCCAUUAGUACCGUCGAUGGAAGUGCGGCAAUUGGAACGAAUUUGGAAGUGACGUCUUCGUCGACUUCCUUAUCGACAGUGUCAUCCGGCAGAUUAAGAAGCUCAAAACAGCGCGUACCUUUGAGUGAUACCGACACGGGCACACUCCCCCCGGAGCACACCAUCCUCCCAGGUAAUCCGAAAUUUUCUCAAGUCAAACCACCAUUGGAAAGAGCCUCUCCUGCGCACGGCGUGGACGGUACCGGUGACACUUCUGGCAGUAGCAACUCUUCCAUCAAGGCUAAUGACUGCGUCAGACGGGUUCGGGAAACAGUUCCGCACCGAAACCAACGACAGCCGAAUCUAGAACUGCCAACUGAGAAUCCCAUUCCGUCUACAUCCGACAACGACAUGGGCACCGAAAGGGAUGCUGCUGCUUCGCACGGUAGCACAGCCAAGGGAAAAUACCCUAGGGAUUAUGGUGAUAAAUUUGAGCUGCGUGAAAGUUGUUCGCCGACGGAAGAAAAGAAGCUUUGCCAAAAUCGCCCGAUAAUAGGUCAGAUUAGAGACGGGGACCAGAAAGGACGCCGAACGCUGCAGCGGAGUGACGAUAGGGGAAACGAGUUGGGGCCGGGCGCUGGGGUGAAGGAGCCGGGUAUCGAAAGGACGUCUAUCUGGGCCGCUAACGAGCCCGCUUCCGCCCGAAAGGAGGAGUUUUCUAUUGACUUUGAUGACAUUACGCUGCCAUCCUCGCCGGCUCCCUUCAGCGGGGGACAUCUUUCGUCGAUUGGAUGCGGAUUGAACCUGGACGGCGAGUGAGCCAUUUUCUAUUUUGUACCCCUUAUUGCAAUGUUAUAAUUAGUGAUCCCAGGUAGUGGGCUUGUUAGUAAUAUAUUGUACUAUAUAUUUUAUUAAUGUCAGUAAUAUAUUACACAUUGUCAAAGAAACUAUCAAAUUAAACGGAAAAAAGUGGGAAAGUAGGAAAAUGGCAAUGCGUUUAGUUCAGUAACAGUUUUUUGUGUCUGACAACUAGGAGAAAGUAACUUGGUAGCUAUGCAAUCAUAGUUGAAAAACAUCGCCACCAUCAUUACUUAUUGCAUGACGUGAUCUCCAGAUUGAGCAGGUUUAGAUUCUUAAAGAUGAUAUAUUUUUUUUGGGUUGCACAGUAAUCGUGAGGUUAGUUGAUCAAUUGAGUUUUCAUUUUUACACCGGUGUAUUAUAAAAAGAGAGAAACUGAUUACACCCAAAUUUGAA
This is a messenger RNA of Topomyia yanbarensis, 3168 nucleotides long. RefSeq lists its product as uncharacterized. The coding region runs from base 1 to 2733 and encodes 910 amino acids. The record is from RefSeq and is a predicted model, not a curated record. The transcript has 7 exons. NCBI's taxonomy places the organism in Eukaryota, Metazoa, Arthropoda, Insecta, Diptera, Culicidae.